CGUAGAUCGAAUCGCUUCGAAUUAAUCUAAUCAGUGUCGUGUGUGAUUUCCAAAUAAUAAUAAAGUGUUCCAUUCGAAAGGUUAACACAACCACAGCGAAAAUUAUUUUGUACAAUUUACAGUGUCUUCACUACAUUAGUUAUAUGAUUAUUUGAUAUUAAUUUUUUGGAAAAAAUAUGGGCAUGUUGCUUAGGACUAGAAAAGUUGCCCUAGGGCUUAAAGUGAUCUGUAUCGUCUCAGUGACAGCUACUUACGCCGUUCUGGGAGCUGUUUCCCGGAAGCACAGGACGGAAGAAGACUCAGAGUUUGAAAAUGUGCCGACUGGCCGCCACUUGCUCGGCCUCAUCCCCCCCUUCAACUGCACCCCCGCCGCCAUCAACGAGUUCCCAGCCGACGGUUUCAGCCGCCUCCAGCGGCAAAACGGCUGGAUCGUCCUGCACGUCCUGCUGGCCUGCUACUUAUUCAUCCUUCUAGCUGUCGUCUGUGACGAUUAUUUCGUCCCUGCCAUUAAAAAAUUCUGUGAUAGCUUAAACAUGCGAGAAGACGUCGCCGGAGCCACUUUCAUGGCCAUGGCCAGUUCUAGUCCAGAGUUAUUCAUCAACUGCGUCGGCACCUUCGUCACUCAGGGCGAUAUCGGCGUCGGUGCCAUCGUGGGCUCAGCAGUAUUUAAUGUUCUGGCCGUUCCUGCAUGUUGUGGCCUUUUUGCCAACAUGGUGAUUUAUUUGGACUGGUGGCCGAUCAGUCGCGAUAGUAUGAUGUAUGGCAUUUCGGUCAUUCUUCUCAUUUGUUUUCUCCAAGAUGGGAAAAUUUAUUUGUACGAAGCCUUCGCACUGAUUCUAGUUUAUGCUAUUUAUAUUUUGAUAAUGUUUUUCAACAGUCCUUUGAUGCGAUUGGCAAACUCAUUAGUGAGCAAAUGCCGUCGCAAGGGCCACUACGUGGAGAUCAUCGCCGAAACGACUCCCUUGCUGACCAGAGGGGAGGAGAAAAGCGGCGUCAGCGAAAUUCUCGAGACCGAGUUCACUCUAAAAGACUGCGAAGAUCUGGAGGAAUCGACCAAAAUCUGGGAAUGGCCCAGCGACCAGUCGAGGAGAGGCCAAUUCUGGUGGGUCCUGACCUGGCCCAUAUCCUUUCUCUUGUACCUCACCACCCCCGAUUGCCGCAAGUACCCCCGGCUUUUCGUCGUCACCUUCAUCAUGUGCAUUUUUUGGAUCGGGGUCACUUCUUAUAUAAUUUCCUGGCUGAUAACAGUCAUUGGUGAUACGUUGGAUAUUCCCGACUCUGUGAUGGGUCUCACGUUCCUUGCGGCAGGGAUGAGUGUGCCUGAGGCCGUUUCCAGCGUAAUAGUCACAAAUCAAGGGUAUGGAUCGAUGGGGCUGAGCAGUUCGAUCGCGUCCAAUACUUUCGAUAUUUUGCUAUGUCUCGGAUUGCCUUGGUUUAUCAAAACGGGGUAUUACCCGAAAUCGCCGAAAAAACGCUACAUUAAAAUCAACUCGGCUGGGCUCAGCUACAGCGCGAUUUCGCUACUUUCCACCCUUGUGCUGUUUUACCUUAGUGUGGCUUUUAAUAAAUUCAGACUGAACUGGAAAGUGGGCCUGAGUUGUCUUCUGAUGUACAUUGCGUUCCUCACGCUUGCAUCCCUUAUCGAACUGAACACUUUCUUCCCGGUGAACUUACCCACAUGUGAUCGAUGAGAAAACAGCGCUUUAGUAUUAGCCAUCGACUGAUUAUUCGUAGAAAUGAAAUAUUUUACCUUUGUUUACUACUUUUUUUGAAAUAAAUAUUUGAAAAGUU
Molecule: messenger RNA, 1791 nt
Organism: Tribolium castaneum (red flour beetle)
Lineage: Eukaryota; Metazoa; Arthropoda; Insecta; Coleoptera; Tenebrionidae
Product: sodium/potassium/calcium exchanger 4
Exons: 9
Coding region: 177-1691 (504 amino acids)
Biological process (GO): calcium ion transmembrane transport; intracellular calcium ion homeostasis
Cellular component (GO): plasma membrane
Molecular function (GO): calcium, potassium:sodium antiporter activity; calcium channel activity
Source: RefSeq, a predicted model, not a curated record